This is a messenger RNA of Fulvia fulva, 855 nucleotides long. RefSeq lists its product as uncharacterized. Lineage: Eukaryota; Fungi; Ascomycota; Dothideomycetes; Mycosphaerellales; Mycosphaerellaceae. The transcript has a single exon. The record is from RefSeq and is a predicted model, not a curated record. Bases 1 to 855 code for a protein of 284 amino acids. Gene Ontology annotation, cellular component: mitochondrion.
AUGUCCACCACAUCAGUCCGCGCCUGGACCUACACAAAUGGCUAUCCCAACACCCUCAAGCUCUCCACUACAACCGUCCCUACAUCGCAAGCCGUGCAGAAGAACCACAUUCUCGUCAAAAUCGCAACAUGCGCCCUCAACCCCGUCGGCAUCCAAAUGAUGAAUCUGCCCAAGUGGAAUCUCCCAGUCGGCAGCUACCGUGACGAGAAAGGCACAGUCAUGGACUUCGCCAGCACCGUCGUAUCCUCAGGCUCAGACCGCUUCAAAGCAGGUGAUGAGGCCUUCGGCAUGUCUUUGAUGCCUUUCGCGCCCGGUGGUGGAGCGCUGGCGGAGAUGGCGCAUUUCAAUCUUGCGGCCACGCCGGUUGUGAAGAAGCCCGAGGGCUGGAGCGUGGAGAAGGCGGCUGCGAUUAGCUUGGUGUGGUUAACGGCCAAGGCGUGUAUCGAGGCUGUUGCGCCGUUUGUGGAGGGGACGCAGAGUAAGAGAGUUGCGAUUCUGGGUGGAAGCUCUUCGACCGGAAUCUACAGCACUAUUCUGGCGAAGAGGACGGGGUGGAAGGUUGUUGCGACGAGUUCGGCGAAGAAUAAAGAGUUUAUUUUGGAUGAUUUGAAAGUGGAUACGCAUGUGGAUUAUACCAAAGACGACGUGCGGCAAGCCGUUGGAGCUUUCAACCCGGACGCUGUAAUCGGCUGCGUAGGCGGGACGGAAUGCAUUGCACUCGCUUCGAGUAAGAGAUACAUCACUAUCGUCGGGGACAAGACGGGCCGGACAAUGAUGGGUGGACCAGCCACUUACUAUGAUUACAUGCACCCAUACUAUGCGGCCGCGCAGUGGGUCAGGUGGGCGAGGGGCUAG